AUGGUGUUCGCAUGUAAUAUGAACUUUGUUUUGUACGAAAAACCAAAUGAAUACGUGGCUCAGUUUAAAUUCACAGUGUUGUUAAUGCCCACUGGUCCACAUAAAAUUACAGGUAUACCAUUCGAACAAGAAUUAUAUGACUCACAGCACACUAUAGAUGAUCCUACGCUCAUCGCAUUACUUCAUUCCUCGGCAAAUCCAAAAUCAGCAAAAAAAAAAAAAAAGAAGUCAGAAAAAUGUUUGGGUGACGGAUCCACAGGCAUAAGUCAAGAUGAUGAUUAAACCUCAAGUAAAUAAAUGUAAUUCAGAAAAUCAAAAGUUUAUGAUUUUUCAAUAAAAUAGGCUAUUUGUCAA
Messenger RNA from Copidosoma floridanum, 354 nucleotides. RefSeq names its product proliferation-associated protein 2G4. NCBI's taxonomy places the organism in Eukaryota, Metazoa, Arthropoda, Insecta, Hymenoptera, Encyrtidae. The record is from RefSeq and is a predicted model, not a curated record.